Molecule: messenger RNA, 1751 nt
Organism: Choloepus didactylus (southern two-toed sloth)
Lineage: Eukaryota; Metazoa; Chordata; Mammalia; Pilosa; Megalonychidae
Gene: NKX2-2
Product: NK2 homeobox 2
Exons: 2
Coding region: 52-873 (273 amino acids)
Biological process (GO): cell differentiation; regulation of transcription by RNA polymerase II
Cellular component (GO): nucleus
Molecular function (GO): DNA-binding transcription factor activity, RNA polymerase II-specific; RNA polymerase II cis-regulatory region sequence-specific DNA binding
Source: RefSeq, a predicted model, not a curated record
UUGACCAAGUGAAGCUACAACUUUGCGGCAUAAAUUGUGGGGGGCCGAACCAUGUCGCUGACCAACACAAAGACAGGCUUUUCGGUCAAGGACAUCUUGGAUCUGCCGGACACCAACGAUGAGGAGGGCUCGGUGGCCGAAGGGCCGGAGGAGGAGAGCGAGGGGCCGGAGCCCGCCAAGAGGGCCGGGCCGCUGGGGCAGGGCGCCCUGGACGCGGUGCAGAGCCUGCCCUUGAAGAACCCCUUCUACGACAGCAGCGACAACCCGUACACGCGCUGGCUGGCCAGCGCCGAGGGCCUCCAGUACUCCCUGCACGGGCUGGCGGCCGGCGCCGCUCCCCAGGACUCGAGCACCAAGUCCCCAGAGCCCUCGGCCGACGAGUCGCCGGACAAUGACAAGGAGACCCCGGGCGGCGGGGGUGACGCGGGCAAGAAGCGGAAGCGGCGGGUGCUUUUCUCCAAGGCGCAGACCUACGAGCUGGAGCGGCGCUUCCGGCAGCAGCGGUACCUGUCGGCGCCGGAGCGCGAGCACCUGGCCAGCCUCAUCCGCCUCACGCCCACGCAGGUCAAGAUCUGGUUCCAGAACCACCGUUACAAGAUGAAGCGCGCCCGGGCCGAGAAAGGUAUGGAGGUGACGCCCCUGCCCUCGCCCCGCCGGGUGGCCGUGCCCGUCUUGGUCAGGGACGGCAAGCCGUGCCACGCGCUCAAAGCCCAGGACCUGGCAGCCGCCACCUUCCAGGCCGGCAUCCCCUUUUCGGCCUACAGCGCGCAGUCGCUGCAGCACAUGCAGUACAACGCCCAGUACAGCUCGGCCAGCACCCCUCAGUACCCGACAGCACACCCCCUGGUCCAGGCCCAGCAGUGGACUUGGUGAGCGCCGGCUCCUCCGAGACUCGCGGCCCAGGCCCAAGGCCCCACUCCGGCGCGGCGGCGGUGGAGAGGAGAACUCGGUCCAUAUUGCGGUUAUUAUUAUUAUAAUUAUUAUUACGGAGUCGAGUUGACUCUCGGUUGCGUUGGGGAGGCUCCGGGCGGUUGCCUGGAUCCCCCUGGAGUGGCAGAUUCCAUCCGCCCGGCUCUGUCCCACCCAACUCUCCUUUUAAACCUUUGGAGGAGGCUGAACUAUAAGCCGUGUUUACAGAAUGUUUGCGCAGCUUCGAUUCUUUGCUUCUCCCGGGGGCGGGGGGGGGGGCGAUGGGGGGGCCCAACCCGUCCCAGCGUUACCGUCGUCACUUGAGAAAAAGACCAACGCCCUGCCCCUCGCUUUCGUGAAUUUUGUAAAGUAUGUUUGUGUGAGUAGCGAUAUUGUCAGUUGUCUUCUUCUAAAGCAAAUGGAGAAUACUUUAAAGAUAGAAGAUUUUCUCUCCCCACCCCUUUUUUUUUUAAAUAAGAAAACGCUAUUUAUGGCCAUGUAAACGUUCGGACAACUGGCAGCAGAUUUCGGUUUUCGUUGUAAAUAUCGGUGGUGAUUGUUGCCAAAAUGACCUUCUGGACAGGCCUGUUCGCCCUCGGGGCCCAACUCCUUUGUGGUUUGUUUUGGUUUGGUUAUGUUUGGGUUAUUCCCACUUUACUUUCCUCCUUCCUUCCUUCCUUUUUUUUUUUUUUCUUUCAAUUUUGUUCAGUGCAAACAUUUCUCAAAUGUGAAAAAAGAAAAAUUGUGUAAGAGAGAAGCCCCUGCCCCCAUCCUCCCGGGUCCUGAGUCCCGGAACUCAGCGGUUCGGUGCGGUUCCCCACGAGCGCCGGACGCUGGAAGCU